Molecule: messenger RNA, 567 nt
Organism: Brugia malayi
Lineage: Eukaryota; Metazoa; Nematoda; Chromadorea; Rhabditida; Onchocercidae
Gene: Bma-rpl-9
Product: 60S ribosomal protein L9, putative
Exons: 3
Coding region: 1-567 (188 amino acids)
Biological process (GO): cytoplasmic translation
Cellular component (GO): cytosolic large ribosomal subunit; ribosome
Molecular function (GO): rRNA binding; structural constituent of ribosome
Source: RefSeq, a predicted model, not a curated record
AUGAAGCUCAUCGAGGCACAUGACACAGUAAAGUUCCCGGAGGGUGUAACAUUCUCAGUUAACAAACGAGUGGUCAUUGUCAAGGGACCUCGUGGUGUACUGAGGAGGGAUUUUCGACACUUGCAUAUGGAGAUCGAAAAGAUUAGCGACAAUACAAUCCGUGUGAGGAAAUGGUUUGGAAUACGGAAAGAAGUCGCUGCUAUUCGUACCGUUUGUUCUCACAUUGAAAAUAUGAUUAAAGGUGUUACUAAAGGAUUCCGAUAUAAGAUGCGGUCGGUGUAUGCUCAUUUCCCCAUCAAUAUCUCACUUCAGGAAAAGAAUACUAUCGUUGAGAUUCGAAACUUUUUGGGAGAAAAAUAUACAAGGCGUGUGCCUCUGCCAGAUGGUGUUACAGCAACCAUGUCGGCCACCCAGAAAGAUGAAUUGAUCGUAGAUGGCAAUGACUUGCAACUUGUUUCGCAAGCAGCGGCACGUAUUCAGCAAUCAACAACAGUGAAGAAUAAGGAUAUUCGCAAAUUUCUAGAUGGGAUAUACGUCAGUGAGAAGACGACCAUCGUUGAUAAUUAA